AUGAGAAAUCGUCUAGACCGUCUAGACGUGUCUUUCGGUGGAACUGAAGUCCGGAAAGUGUUGCUCAGCAUCGAGGCAGUACCUUGGCGUCUUAUGUUCAUCUUGUUUCCCAAAUUUGUGGAUGUCCGGUCCGAUUUCUCUCUGUCUCGACCUCUCGGGGCGGUCGACGCAAAUCGUAAUAAUCGAGCAAGUGGAUUCUCUGUCACUUCUCAAGCCUCGCGGUUUGUGGUGCAUGACGCAUGCACAAUGAAACGUUCAGAAACGUGGCUGCGCUUCCUCGUCGUAGCCGCUCACCCUCUCAUCCGGAGAUGCAUGAUAUCGUCUAAACGUAACAUGUAUCCACGGUUCGAUGAAUCCCUGGGAGGUACCUAUCAUUUGUGUAAAUGGAUAACGCUAUCCUUGUCAUCAUUAGGAUUAUUCAAUUAUGUAGCUUUCGAGAAAGCCGUCGUUAUUAAGGAACAUAGUAUCUUCAAUAUCAACCCGAAGGCAGCUUUUCAAACUUCUGGAAUGAUGCCGCAACCAUGCCUGAGAAUCGCAGUUUGGCUGAACGCCAAAGGGACCGGGCAGGGUGUUACCUUCCAAUAUCCUAUCGGACUCGGGGGGGGGUGUCUUCUAGACCAGUCGAUGGACCGCGAACGGCGGACUACACCAUUCUCCCCCAGUCACGCACAUAGCAACCACCAAGCCUGUCAUCAUUGUCUAUCGCUCCUAAACCAAGCGCGACAGUGGAUUCUUUCUAUCGCCCUGAAGCCUAGCCUGUGGGCUAUUGAAUCGGGUUUCGCCAUACCACCAAGGCGUUUCCCACUCCCCAAGUCAACUCCGACAUGGCAUGCGCUUCUAACCUUCUCUCUAUUGCCCAACUGUCGAGUCUCGACCCACUCGAUUUGA
Guyanagaster necrorhizus is the source of this 888-nucleotide messenger RNA. RefSeq lists its product as uncharacterized. The transcript is spliced from 6 exons. Bases 1 to 888 code for a protein of 295 amino acids. Lineage: Eukaryota; Fungi; Basidiomycota; Agaricomycetes; Agaricales; Physalacriaceae. The record is from RefSeq and is a predicted model, not a curated record.